AUGAAGCUGGAUGUGACCAUGUUCCGGUACAUCACCAAAGAGGAGUUCCGUGUGCUCACAGCGGUAGAGAUGGGAAUGAGGAAUCAUGAACACGUGCCAGCACCAUUGAUCGAGAACAUCUCCAAGCUCAGUCGGAGCCUUUGCUACAAGACUCUGCAGACCUUGCUGCGGAACAAGCUGGUGGGGCAUGAUGGCCAAAGCUACGAUGGUUGGCGGCUCACCUACCACGGCUAUGACUUCCUGGCCCUUCGGGCCCUGGCGGCUCGCGGCACCAUCACGGCCGUGGGGCGGCGCUUGGGCGUGGGCAAAGAGAGUGACGUGCACUACGCUCAGGGCCCUGAUGGUGAAUUGGUGGCCUUGAAGCUGCAUCGGCUCGGUCGAAUCAGCUUCCGGGCCAUCAAAGAGAAGCGCGACUACCUGAGGCACCGCGUCCAUGCGAGCUGGAUGUACAUGGCGAAGUUGGCCGCUGCCAAGGAGUUCGCAUACAUGAAGGCUUUGAAGGAUGAGGGCUUCCCAGUCCCCAGCCCCAUCGAUCAGAACCGGCACGUGGUGGUGAUGUCCUUUGUGCACGCCACACCACUCUUCCAGAUCCGCAGCCUGCAACAUCCUCACCAGGUCUUGGAGCGACUCAUGCGCCUGGUAGUGAGGCUUCUUCGAGCAGGGAUCGUUCACGGAGACUUCAAUGAGUUUAACCUCAUGCUUGACCAGGAUGAGAAGAUCACUCUCAUCGACUUUCCACAGAUCGUCUACAACAACCACCCCAACGCCGAGGACGAAGAUGCCACGCCGAAAGGUGGCACCCCCCGCAAAUCCACCCCAACACCAGAGGUGGAAGGUCCUGCGGUCGGUUGA
Molecule: messenger RNA, 852 nt
Organism: Durusdinium trenchii
Lineage: Eukaryota; Dinophyceae; Suessiales; Symbiodiniaceae
Source: the annotation of a GenBank genome assembly